Paramecium pentaurelia is the source of this 230-nucleotide messenger RNA. The record is from the annotation of a GenBank genome assembly. Lineage: Eukaryota; Ciliophora; Oligohymenophorea; Peniculida; Parameciidae.
AUGAUAUAAGAUGAUACUUCCCAGAUACCAUAUAGAUAUAAAAUCUUAAAUACUUUUAAAGUUACUCUUUAAGAAAGUUCCUUGUUAUCCUUGGCAAUAUAAGCGAUCUAUACAAUUAAAUACAAAGAUGUGGUAUAAUGUAGUUAUUAAUUUUUUUUUAGAAGGAGAGAUAGGGUUAAACACUUAUGAAAUUAGUACAAGCAGUAUUCUUGUAAUACUCAGGUGGUUGA